Messenger RNA from Ruditapes philippinarum (Manila clam), 13506 nucleotides. RefSeq lists its product as uncharacterized. Gene Ontology annotation, molecular function: protein binding. The transcript is spliced from 23 exons. NCBI's taxonomy places the organism in Eukaryota, Metazoa, Mollusca, Bivalvia, Venerida, Veneridae. Bases 1934 to 12220 code for a protein of 3428 amino acids. The record is from RefSeq and is a predicted model, not a curated record.
CUUCAUGAUAAGUAACAGGUGGGGGAGAUACUAGUACAUAUUUUUCAUAUUCAGACUAUUCAAUGAGAUAAAGUCUACAUAGCAGUUAUUCCAUGGUCUCAUGGACAGUGGUUAUAAACAUAAUUGCAUGAUAGUUGGCAAAAACUUUUUAAUUCCGUCGAGUCAGUUUGAAAUAAUUUACUCGUUUCUGUCUUUGCCAGCGGCACGUCUUUUUUAGGAACAUGCGACGGUUAUUUUUAAAUGUGACCAACACAAAUGAGUUAAUCAAUAAGGUAAGAUAUUCAAAUUCAUUUUCAUCAUAUUAAUUACAUCGCAAUAGACUUACGUUUUAAUGAUUAAGGUUUCUUUCAGUUUGCCUGCCUGCUAUAUGGGCUCUUCUGAGUAUUGGUUUUCAAACGCUUAAAAUAAGAAACCACAUCGCUUUCAAAAUUGUGAAAGCUCGCCGAUUAUUGACUGUUUGAACCGUCACGAGAAAGUGACCCUUCUAUCGGUGCUCGUCAGAUACUAAAGCGUAACAUUGAUUAGGAGCUGAUUUUAAUCCGAUUGACCUAAUUAACAAAUUGUCUAGUAAACGAUUAAAAUCUUUAUAAACCUUGUUCCUAGAACAAAAUGUUGCUCUAUCCCAAGGCUUCUUUACAUAACCUUUUACUUUGUUUCAUACUUUGCUCGGUUGUUAAUUACAAGUUUCAUUCAACACCAUGCCUGCAUGUCGAAAUAAAGAGUAUCUUACUGUGUAUUGCUUGUUAAUUCUUUUUUACGGAAAUUGCCUGUUUAAUUAUUAUUUUAUUUGUAGCAUUACAUUCUUGACUUGGUAAGAAAUAACCAAUUAAAACAGUAUUCAGGUAUAACCCAUCAUACCUGCUUAAUAUACACCAAGUUGCUGGUGAUUAUGAUGUUUGCCAGCUACGAGUAUUAUGCAGAGGGUUUAUUGAGAAAUUUAGUUGGUCUUGUUAUGUCUGAAAAGGAAACAGACGUAAGACCUGUUUAUUUACAAGUACAAAUACUUCAUGCUAAAUUGUAAUUUAGGGAAUAGUUAAGGAGUAUUUAAAUGCUUAAAUUUUGGAGCACAGUAAUGGAUAAAACUCGUAUGACAUGGUAUAAUAAAAAGCAAAAAAAUAUAGUAAAAGGUUACAAACAAAUUGAUAAUAUCUUAUAACAUAUUCAUUUGGACAGUUUGUUAUUUAUGUUCAAAAUAUCAAGAUAAAAAACACUGUUUCGAAUAAUAUUGUAAACAAAAGGAUCUUCAACAUGAUAAAGUAGGCUUGGAUAAACAACUGCCGUAGAUGUUAUUGACAGUUUCUGUCCAGAAUGGAUAUCUUUCCUUUAACUAAUGAACCAUCAAUCAUUGAAACAUAUCCUGAACUUGAAAUCUUACAGAAAAUACUCAAGAGUUUUUGAACUUAAGAUAAUAACUCCGCUUAUAAGACGCUAAAUAAAUAUGUAUUGUCAUAAAUCUACAUACGAUAAGGGUUCAAAGUAUACAAACCUUUUGAAGAUAUCAAGUAUUAAUCAUUAGAAGAUCGAUACAACACAAACUUUAAGGCAGACCUGACAACGUGUGAGAAAAAGAAUUAUCAGAGUCGUGAUUUAAACACGCAACAAUCUAAGACCUGACUUUGAUUAUUUGGUAUAUGCAUGGACGUCAAAGGUCUUAUUCAAAUAUUUUCAGCGACUCUUGUGCCUUAUCUCAAUCCAGCUUUUUUAUUUGAUAAGCCAAAGAAUAACUCAAACAAUUUAUACUAGAAGUAAAGAUUUACAAAUUCACAUGCUCCGAUAACCUAUCUUUUUUACAUGAUAUAUUUUACAGACUUUGAUACCCGAGGACUCUGCAUGUUUGGAUCGAUGGAACACUGUGGGCUUACUUAUGUAUGUCACUAUUGUACGAUAAAUCCGUAAGACCGCUGUGUGCACUUGAAAAUAGCACUGUGUGCACAUGAUAAAUAAACUGAAUGUGCACUUGAUAAAUGGCAAACAAUUUGAUGGAACAUUCAUUAAAGGCACCUUGAGAGUAUUUGUUGCACAUCCACCGAUAUCACUACAUCAUCACAAUCAUGUAAUACAAAUAAGAGAGACAAUGAGCAAGAUGUUGUAUUUAUACCUCACUGUUGUGAAUUCGAUAUGGAUGUAUUCUCAAAUUGAAGCGUUUGUUUGUCCAAGUGGUGCUAAAGAGGUCGGCGGUAUUUGUAUUAGAUAUCAUGAAGGAUCUUAUCAUUGGAGUCAAGCAAGAAAUGAAUGCAAAAGGAGGUAUGGCACAGAUUUACUUGUGAUCAGAAAUAAUGCCGUUUUUAGAGAUGUCCAGAACGCUGUCCAAGGGCGAGGAGAUCAUGGUUUUUGGGUUGGUGCAAAAGGUAGUGGCGGAUCCUUCACGUGGGUAAAUCAUCAGCCUUGUUGUGGGGGAUACUGGAAUCCUGGUGAGCCAAAUGGAGAUGGAAAUGAUUGUGUCCAUGUAUGGGACAGCCAGCCUGAUAAAGGUUUAAAUGACGUACCAUGCGACGAUCCAAUCGGCUAUAUCUGUGAAGAAUGUCCAGAAAUUGACCUGUGCGAACAAAGACAUUGCACACAAAUUUCCGACACUGUCUGUGACAAAUGUAUAGAUGACAACGUGUUCUACAAACGAACUCAUUUAAACACAAAAUGUGAAAGAAUGUGUUCAUUUGACGACAAUCCAUGCUGGCCGGGCAGAUGUUCUAACGAACUAACGACCAGCUGUUCAUGUGCACCGGGAUUCGUUCUUGCAAAAAAUUCAAGUCAAACUAUGUGCCAACUGAGUGCCUCUAAUACGCCUUCAAUCAAUAAUUGUCAAACGCGAGUGGGUGGGGUAAAUGGUGAAGCUAAAAGAACGACGGCGGGAAAAUGUCAGGAUCUUAAGGAUUUCUACGGCAAUUUUCAACCAACAACUAUAUCUAUUGACAUGCAGUCCGAUUUUAUAAUUGAUGUCACAGCUUAUGCAACAAAACGGCCAAAAUUCAUUAGCGAAGAAAAGUUUGGCAUUUCUGACACCUCUAUAUACCUACAAAAAGAACAGAUCGAUGGCAGGAAACGAACUAUUGAAACACAAGUGCUUACAUCUGAUAGAAGUCACAGUGAAAAUGUUAAAGAGACAGAUGCUCAUGAAAGCAAUUUCACCUUGCCGCAACCAGAAUACAAGCUUGCAAACGGUGAAAGGCUCUGCAUUCAGUUCGAGGCAAAAGGAGGUGGCUAUGUAAAAAGAAAAGACUUUCGGGGUUUUAUAACGAUUAAAAAUGCAUUACCAUACACAAAGACCUCAACGACAGAAACCAUUUGCUACCGUUACGACGACUCAAGCCCGGAGCAUUGCCUAGAGAAAAGAAACUGUAUUGGUGGUGAAACUGAACCUUUGCAAAUAUCUAAUCGUAUAACAAGAUCGCCAAUUAUACCCGUUACAUUUUCUGGUUGGAUGGAUCCAAUACCGAGAGGAGGAAACAGCUUGCAUGCAUCUCAGAUAGAGUCAUAUGAAAUAACUGUUAACGAAGUAAGUAAUGGAUUAGUUGAUACAAAGAAAGUAUAUAGCACCAAAGUGAACGUCUCGGGAUCAGUUUUGACAAAAGCGACUCUAAAUCUAACGUCUGAUACACCUAGACUUUAUUCAAUAACAUUAGAAGUUAAAGAUGUUGCGGACAACGUUCGACAAGCUCGACGUUUUGUAUUAUAUGACAAUACAACAAGCAUCACUUCUAGGGCAGAUAAACCAUUCACCAUAGUAUCUGCUUCAAUCGCUACAAAUUAUACCUGGCAGACUCACCACAAUGAUAUUUGUCUCAACUGGAAAGAUUAUUUCUUUAACAAAUAUUACAUGGUCAACCAACUCCUAGGGAAAAUAAAUCCUGAUAGUCAUGGACUAAUAAAAGGAAUUUAUGAACAGAAUAAUGGAGUUUUACCUGUCUCAGGUACACCAAAUGUUCAUGGAAUCACAGGGUUUAAAUUUUCAUGGGGCAGAGAUGGUGUUAUAACUUCGUCGGACACUAUUGUUCCUAAAUUCCUUCAGCAAUCGUACUGCCAUUCGUUUAACCUCAGAGAUGGUCAGAUAUACAAUGUGCGCAUCGAAGCUAUCGAUAUUGUUAAUAAUACACACGCUGAAAAUCGAACAGUUUAUAUUGACAGAUCUGUACCGCAUAUCAAUAAUAUUUGGCUUAUGAAAAAUGGAGUAAAACGGUUAUUUGUACAUGACGGGACAGAUCUUUCAAAGAUGAACCUAACAUUUGAAGCGCUUGAUCCUCAUAGUGGUCUAUUGAAUAUUGAAUGGACAUUUGAAACCAUGGAUCCUAAACAGCAAUUAGGCACAGGUGUGAUCGGAGUUUCUCAGUUAGAGAAAGAGAGUUGUCCCAAAAACCUCACUGACAGUUGCUAUUGUCCUGACAUUGGAAAAUGUGAAGAUUUUAAGUACAGUAUUCCACUGAACAAGCUAGUUCAUGCUAACAAACAUAUAGGAAACCACAACCGUAACUAUGUCUUCACUAUCAAAGUAACAAACAAUGCAAAGCUUUGGAACAUAGAGCAGGUCGAUAUCUUAGUAGAUGAUUCUCCUCCAGAAAUUGGAGUUGUAUACGAAGGUUCUGUUGGUACGCAGGAUAUUGACUAUACAAGUGACGACAGCUUUAUUGUCAGAUGGCAUGGUUUUAUCGACCACGAGAGCGGCAUCAAAGAAUAUCGUUUGGGCUUGGCUGAUAUAUGUUUUGACAAUUCAAACCAACUUCUCAAUGACUCAGAUUUAAUAUCAGAGUUCACUACUGUAUUGCAUACUGAAACUUCUAUACGACUUAAGGCUAAUUUCACUGGCAAGAAAUAUGUAAACCUGAUUGCUAUCAAUAAUGCACUUGAGCCUUCUAAUGUAGCAUGUUCAGAUGGCAUCACAAAAGAUAAUGUAGCACCAUCUAUUCGUAACAUAAGCAUUGAACAUGGUAAAUGGUCAGAGUCGAUCACUUGUCUUCAGGGAAAUGCUUGGUUACUAACUUCGGAUUUAAGAAAAGAAAGGUUACCAGAUAGCACUGAGUGUACAAAACGAUGUGCAAAUGACACUUUAGAAUCAGCCAUACUUGAGCUUUUGCCAAAUGUCGCCGGGCCUCUAAACAAUGACACAGACAUUGGUGAUUUCUUAUGUAAAAAGCUUCCGAGACAUACAUACGAUACAAUAAUAUAUUUACCAAAUGACCGUAUUGUUCUUAAUUGGGAUAUUGCCAAGGGCUUAGCUCAAAUUGAAGACUUUACUGUCGGAUUAAGUCAGACGUCAGGACACUCAUCAGCUUUAGACAUUAUGGACUUUGAACCUACGAACGGUAAACAGUUCUUCCAUAUGCAUCAUAUAGGGGUUGGCUCGGGAGAUUUGUUCUAUAUACAUGUCAAAGCAAUAAGUAAAGCACACAAAGAAGCAGUAUCAGUGAUAGGGCCUAUCAUGAUAGAUGAAACUCCACCAUACUUUAAAGAGACACCUAGUGUAACAAUCAGCGGCGAUAAGCUUCUUGUCGGUUGGAAAGAUGAUUCUAUUUUUGACUUAGAGCAAAAUGAAAAGAUCAAUCAAAUCUUUUUUCAGAUAGUGCACGACGGGAUUACUGUAACACCAUUGCUUGAAUGGCGUUUGGAUGACGCAGAACUAUGCUCUAGUUAUCCAGGAGGUUGUUUCAGAUAUCCUCUUGAAAAGCUGCAAAGAAUAGAUACAGAUAAAGGACUGCACUUCGCUGUUAGAUUGUACGCAUAUAACAACGCCGGUCAUUUUACUAUCAACGAAACAGAAUCUUUUCAAAUUCCAUCGCGAUAUCCUCCAGGUCAAGCUGUUGUUAAAGAUAUAGAUCCUGCAAGAACUGCUAGCAGUUUAAAUGGGAAUUACCGAGACGUCGAUGUUCAUUUUAAACCUAACACAAUAUGUUCUCAAUGGAUCGGUUUUAAACACCAUGAACAAAUACAUAUAGAGAUCGGAAUUGGAACAGAUUGGACACAAGCAAAUGUCAUUCCAUUUCAAUACACAAACAAUUCAAAAAUGUCGUGCAUCAGUUCGCCAGAUAUACAUUUUGAUACCAAGUACUUCGUUCUCCUUCGUGCAUCUUGUUCUGGGGGAAACACUACGUCUACGUCCAAUGGCUUAACAGUAUUGAAUAAAACUGAUUUAUUAAAUAACAUUAACAUCAAGAUUGGACAUACUUUCACAAAUAUUAGUACAAGGUCUUUUGUAAAUGGAUCCUCACAAGAAAUUUGUUUUACAGGUGAUUCUGACAUUGGUGCAAGAUAUGAGCUUUAUUUAUAUAAUGCUUCUUUUGACCUAAAUAUAACUUCUAACGACAUUUUUGAAUAUAGCAAAAUGUAUGACAGAAGUAAUAAAAGAUUAAAACUUGAAAUUAUACCCUUCAUCAAACGUCCUUGCAUGAUGAUUAGUUCCGACAUAAGUAAUACAGUAUUUGCAGAGCUUCGUAAAAAAGAGUACGACGUUGUGAAUGGAAAUCGGUAUCUUUAUGUCAGUUGGAGUUACAAAGCGUCAGAACUGUUACAGAAUUUACAGUUCAAAGUUGCAUUAGCCUCAUUCCUUGAUUCUAAAAUGAUUCGCAUGUCUAGCUGGCAAAGGUCAUCAGGCCACACAACUCACGUGUUUGCUCAAAAGCAUAUUUUCAAUUUGGGAAAUACAUAUGCCGUUGCUCUGAUGUCGUGUACUAAUGUCUUCUGCUUAAACUACACACUGUCGCGCCAUUUUAAAAUUGAACGCAACAUUAAACCAGAGAAAAUAGAAUAUGCAGCCCUAACCGUUGAAGGCAACAACAAAUGCAUCGCUACAAAUAUAUCUUGGAGAAAAUUCGAAUCUAUGAGUGAGAUUACCAUAUAUCAAUGGUCAUUGAGCCGAGACAAAGCUGCAAAUGAUGUGUUGACGGAAUGGAAGGUCAUCAAAUCAGCCACUGCAGUAAAUAGCUACAAGGUUGAAGAGUGUGUACUUUUACCUGUGCACGGACACACUACUUUAUUCGCUUGCAUAAGGGCAUAUUCAACAGCCGGUAACGUUGCAAUAGAAUGUACAAAAGCUUCAACUAUCAUGAAAUCCGUGUACGAUAUAGACACUGUUUACGAUAUGGAUAUAGGUUCAAACUCAUGGCAAAUGAUUAAAGAGAUGCUUCAUAGUUCAAACUUAGGAAGUAAGAUGUCACUCCUGCAUGACAGGGAGGUAGAUUUUGGAACAUCUGAAACUCUCAUUGCUGGCGUAUUGAUGCAUGCCACAGAUCGUAAUGUCACGUGGUUUUUAAAGAGAACACCAGAAUUAGCUAAAUCGAUAGACUGCGAUAAAGACAAGGACUGCGUCCAUUCUGCAAUAAGUGAUAACGGAUUUAUGCCAUUUGACAUGAAUCUACUCAAACGGAACGAGGUUUUCUAUAUUUGUGCAUAUUCAAACAUGACUUUAGUGCCUAGGGAGUCAUUUGAAGAUAUACUCCCUGAAAUCAAGUCAUGCAGUAACGGCUUCAUAAUUGACGAUGUUUCACCUACGUUGGGAAAAGUUUUUGUGAAAAACUUUGGUGGGUACCUGACAGAAUCAUCAAAAAUAGAUAUAUAUUGGAAGGGGUUUGAUGACAAUACCGACGUGAACAAACUUGGAUAUAGAGACAGAAUAAAGUAUUAUUCCUAUUCAAUAGGGAAUCGACCGAGCGGCACAGAAGUAAAAAAUGAAACUGUCAUUGGAAAUACACACAGUAUUGUUGAACACAAUGUGACUUUUACGGAUGGGACGGAUGUAUAUGUAACUAUAACAGUGACAGACCAAGCCGGACUUUCAAGCUCUGUUUCAUCAAUGCCGCUAGUUGUCGAUACAUCACCUCCUGAAACUGGCGCUAUAAUCAUAGAAAGUGUUUUGGAUCGUUUGCCUUACCUAAGGUCUCCAAAAUGUAAAAUAAGUCUGACGGGGUUUAAAGAUCAUCAAAGUGGAAUUAAAAACUUUGAAGUCGGUGUCGGAUCAGAUGACGGAUUUGAAAACAUUUUGACAGGACUAACAUACGAUACAGAUCAUUUUGAAGUAACUCUUCCAGCAAUCGUGGAAGAUGGUCGUAAAAAUUAUAUCUCUGUGAAGGCUGUUAACAGAGCAGGAUUAUUAUCGGAUAUUGUGUCAGUACCGUUCGUUCUGGACAAGUCUCCACCAACGGGCGGACAUGUUAUUGACGGAGAUAGGACGCUUAAUAAGGAUCAAGAUUAUCAAGCAUCUUUGAGUUAUAUACAAGGACACUGGUAUGGAUUUGUCGAUCCACAAAGUGGUAUUAGAUACUACCGCGUAGGUCUCGGUAGCAGACCACUUAUUGAUGACAUUGAAAACAUGGUUAAUGUUGGUCUUCAAACAGAUAAAACUUGGAAUGGAACAUACCGCGUCGGUGUCAAGUAUUUCAUAACUGUUGAAGCAUGUAAUGGCGCAGAGGCAUGUCGUACAAUAUCUUCGGAUGGUUUGAUGCUGGACAACUCUCCUCCAAUCAGUGGAACAGUAAGAGUUGGAUCUGGUUCUCAACAUAGGAAAUAUUUACCACAUGGAGGAACAAUUCAUAUACAGUAUGCAGGAUUUGAAGACCCACAGUCAGGUAUAGAACACUAUGAAACAUGCAUCGGAACCAACACUAAACUUUGUGAUAUUUUACCAUUUUCGUCAAGUCUCCUUGAGUCAAGCAUUAUAAAAACGGGUCUAAACUUGACGAAUGGUAUCAGGUAUUAUUGUACAGUUAAAGCUGUGAAUAAAGUAGGUAUGCAGGUUGCAAUAUCCUCGGAUGCAUUUGAAAUUGAUACAACAGCUCCAGUUUUAGUAGAGAAACCUACCUUUUUACAUCUUUAUAAUUCGUCAGUAGGUAUAAAGGCACAAUGGGACAAGUCUAUUCUUCAUGUAUCAUGGAAAUUUGAAGAUUCUGAGAGUAAAAUUGCUAGUCAUAUAGUGUCUUUGAAAACGCACCAUGAAGGUCAUACACCAUUAAAACAUCUUCAUGUCGGUAACGUCGACGGACUGACAAUAAACUUAAAUGCAGAGAGUUGGCUUCAUAACGGAGAUGUAUACUACAUCGUCGUAGAAAGUUGUAAUGUAGCCGGACUCUGUUCUUUUGCGAGAUCUGAUAAUAUCUUGAUCGAUUCAACACCUCCUCAUCAAGGAGGAUUCAAACCACCCAUGAUCUGGCAGAAUUUCAUUGAUUUAAAUAACAGAACAAAAUCUAGGCUAUCUCUUACGUGGUAUGGCUUCAGUGAUGCAGAAUCCUCCAUUGACUUCUUUUUCUUGAAAGUAAGUAAAAGUUACACUGGAAAUGAAUUAUCACAAGGGGAUCUAGCAAUAAAAGCGAACGAUAGUAAAGAUUGUCAUGUUGAAAUUCUUCUAAAUGAACAUGUAAGUCAAGACGAUCUUCUCAUAUUGACAUUAUGGGCUAAUAAUACUGCAGGACUUAAUAGUACAAUGGCAAGGAUUACUGUCACUGCAUUGCUGACCGAAAGCGGUGUCUUUAAUUCAUCUGGUAUCCUUGAAAUUCAGAAACACUCGUGUGACGUGCAUUUUUGUAAUAAAGACUGUACUUGCGCAGUCAUUGGACAACAAUGUGUCCAAGUGCACUUAAAUGAAACGUGCAACGUGCUCAGUGAUUCAGACGUCACCAGGCUCAAAUUACCAAAAGUAAACGUUUUCGGCGGUUUGCCUGUACAUCCUUUGAAUAUGACUGUUUCCUCUGCUUGCCUCUCUGGACACUGGCUUGCACAAGAAAACGAAUAUUUAAUUCAACGAUACGAGUGGAGCAUGGGAAUUAAAGAUCAGCCUGUAGGUGAAGGAAUAUUUGAUCUUAAAUCAGAAAGGCCAUGGAACGAUGUUGGUAAGAACAAGCAAUCUAUUUAUUGUUUGCCGAUUACAAGCGGAUUACAGCAUGACACGGGUUAUAUCAUUUAUGUUCGAGCCUGGUAUUCCAAAAAUAUGUAUGCAACAUUCACAUCUGAUCCAUUAUAUGUCGACCAGACACCGCCACAUGUGACAAAAGGAAAGGUCAUAAAAGAUUCAGAUAGUACUUGUCUGUCUGAUUACGACAUAAUUGACUGGAUGGAUCAUGUUUCGGCCUGCUGGAAUGGGGUAUUUUCUGAAGGGAAGGGACAAGUAUCAUAUUACACCGUUUCGCUUGGGACGUCUAUUAAUGGAAGCGAUAUUCAACAAAUAAUAAACGUUGGCCUCAGUACGAAUUUGACUCUAACAAACUUAAAAUUAUCUCAUGGAACGAAAUAUUUCUUUACCGUUAACGCAUAUAACAACCUUGGCCUUCACAUAUCAGUCUCCUCGGACGGGUUUUUGGUUGAUAUGGACCAACCUGUCGAUGGAAUCGUGUUUAAUACAGACAAACAUUUGAACACUGACUAUCAAUCAUUAAACACAUCUUUUAGUAUAUCUUGGCAUGGCUUUGUGGACAGAUACAGCGGCAUCCGUUCAUAUCAUGUCGCCCUUGUCACAGACCUUGUUUUGGAUUAUACAAAUAUUUCAUUUACAAACGUAGGACUUCUGACAAAGUAUAUAUUUAGAGAUAUUAAAUUAGAGCAUGGUAAACGAUACAAAGGUCUUGUCAAAGCAUAUGAUAAUGCUGGCCAUGUAAGUCAUGUUUCUGAAUCUGAUCCAAAGCUGAUCGAUGUUACAAAACCAUCACUUAAAACCUGUGAGGGUUUUGAGACUGCGUUUGUUAAUCACACUUCUCUUGAAAAUGGGUUCUCUGUUGAAAUUAUUUCCGAUCUCUCGGCAAAUGAUUAUUAUAUAAUAUCUGGCAUGUUAACCAACUUUUCUAUUGCAUUGAUGCCCGUUUUAACGAUUGGCAGACAUAGAACUCAUUUACCAGUGACAAUAAAUCACAAUAGAACAGCUGAGUUUCAGUAUAGCUUCAUGUCAACACUCACAGGCAUGACGAACAUGCGGAUUGAUUCUCUGGAACUUGAUACUACAAUAAAACCUCCAGGAAUAAAGAUUUCAAAAUGUCUGAAAUUAAAAACUGCGCAGAAUGAUGUCAAUGUAAUCCAAAUAAAGCAGAUGGGAAAGUCACAACUGGCUGUGAAUUUCCUGAUUACGGACGAGGAAAGUUCUCUUCAUAAAGUUUUUCUUGGUGUUGGAACUACUUCAGACGGGUUUCAAGUACGCCCUUUGUUACCAUUUCUUGAAGGUGCCUCUAGUGUCAUUGAUGUUGAAAUUGAACACAACGCACUCGUGUAUGCCACAGUAGUUGCCGAAAAUAAUGCAGGUCUCAGAGCUGUAUUUAAAGGGGGACCAAUCAAGUAUGAUAAUACACCACCAGUUAUAACGGAUUUGAAGACAAGUAUUAUAGAAAAUAACAAUCACAAAGAAAGCAAUGGAACUGAUGAUUCACUUGAUAUUGUCGUAAACUGGAACGUUAUGGACCAUGAAAGUGGAGUGAAAUAUUGUGUUUGUUGGCUAGGCAAAGCACCCAGUGAAUCGGACAUUUCUGUAAUGCAUCUUUCCGACUCCAAGCAAUCUUGUACCUUCGAUCAACUUAACCUUGAACAUGGCGACAAUGUUUAUGUCUCUGUUAAAUGUAUCAAUAAUGUUGAACUAGGAUCUGAUAUCGUAUCUGACAAAAUUGUUAUUUCAUCGAAAGCACCGGACGUUUCACAAGCAAUAGUUCGUGUAAUAUCUCCUUUCCACGACGUAUCAAUUAAACAAUACCAGGAAGUUAAUGUAACAUAUAUUGUUGCUGACGGAACGUGUAUUAGACUUGAAUGGGACGGAUUCCAGGAUCAGUCAGGCUUGACAAAUUAUGAAUACCGUAUAACAUUCCAUAAUGAUACAGUUAUUGACUGGAAAGAUUCUGGCAGAAGUAAGGCGGUAGAUAUUAAAGGUCUAUCGCUCGACACUGGAGAAUUAUACAAAGGCGAAGUAAGGGCAGUUAACUCCGGCAACCAUGUCAGUGAUCCUGUAUUUGUAGGAUUCAUAGUCCAAAGAGAGCCUUCAGUAACAGGGAAACCUGUAAUGUUUGUUUUUGACGAUGGAAAACUGAAAAUUGAUUGGAGUAAAGUUUUUCUCCUCGAUGAAAACGUUGACGUUACAUAUGACGUCACAGUAGGAACGCGCCAUGGGUUUUCAGAUGUUCUUGAGAUGCAUAAUUCUGACAGAAGCUAUUGUGAAAUCGUCGUGCCUGAGUUGACGAUCGUCACGCCCAAGAUUAACGAACUUUAUGUCUCUAUAACUUGUAUGUUUUCUACUGGACUAUUUCAUGUCUACGACGCAAACUAUAAAAUCUAACAUUGAGUUUCAGUAAAGCACUGGAGGGAAAAGUGUUUAAGUGGAUAGUUCUUCUACUUGGUCAGAGGGACAAAUGUUAUGUUACAUAUCAUGUACCAUUGUAUGAUCAAUAUAAUUAAUAAAUGUACAGAAUAAUUAGUUUAUACAUAGAUAGCUAUUUCUGACUUUAUAGAUAUUUAAUGAUUUUUCACAAGGUAAAAAAGAUUUGUUUUCAUGUUGAUCUAUGUCUUUCCUUAGAGUAAUGUUAUUCUUCCACUGAUUCAGACAUGAAUUAAAUCUAGAUUUACCUUAUUUCAUCAAUAAGCCAUGUCAAGAUUUUACUCAAAAUCAGGGCAAAGUGAAACACUCACUGAAACUAACACUCACUAAUAACAAUUACUCUUCCACUCGAUUGCGAAAUGAUAUCGUGGUAAAAACGAUAGCUACUUUCGUACACGGGUAAAAAUAUUUUACAGGAGGUCUAUAUUGUGUUUUACUAAGAUAGUAAAUUUUUACAAGAUUUGAAAAUCAUUCAAAACAAGAAAUCAUGUAGUGAAAUUCCUUAUUUGAAUUUGAUCAGCUAUAGUUUAUAUACACUUGAGAUCAAGGCUGACAUGUGAAUUAUAGAGUGAAGUACUUUAUCAGUGAACUGUCAUAAGUUCAGAUGACAAAAGGGUGUAUAGGGCAAACUGAAACACUGCUCUUGGCCACGACAUACUAAUUUUAAAAUUGUUUUCAAAUUAAAAAUGACUAGAUUUACAUUAUUGAUAUUAGUCAAUUCCGCGUCGCCGUUAAUAUUCAUACACGAAUUCGCGAUGCGCGAAAGAAAAAAACCCCGAAUGAAAAGUACAAAGCACAUAUCAUAACAAAAAAGAACAAUUGACGAAAAAAUAGAGAGGAAACCGUUCAAGCUGGACAGCAGGAACUUAUUAUCCGGUGAAGUAGUUUAUUAUGGAAUUAUGUAAUUGAAUGUCAUUAUAUUUCAGUUUGGAGAUUUUGUCUCUAUUAUACUUACUGUUUAGCUUUGGCUUUGCCCCACGCAUUGUUUCACUUUGACUCGCAACACUCCACACAUAUUUUUCUCGCCCAGUUUGAAGAAUCAACAUCAAAGUGUCUCACGCAAAAAAAAUCAAAAUCGAGCCGGUCAUAUCAAAACUCGAAAAGGUGUUUCACUUUGCUCAGUCUACCCUAAAAUUCAUGCUCACGUAAAUAGCUCUAAUUUUAGAAACUUGUUUUGUUUACUUGAUUCUUGUUAAUUUUAAUAUAUGUUUGAUUUAUAUUCAAUUAAAUGUUUUUAUCAAACUUGA